Dentiscutata erythropus is the source of this 176-nucleotide messenger RNA. Lineage: Eukaryota; Fungi; Glomeromycota; Glomeromycetes; Diversisporales; Gigasporaceae. The record is from the annotation of a GenBank genome assembly.
UUAGCAUCACUUUUUCAGAUUCACCAACUGUAUCAUUUAAAAUUCAAUCUUCAAGUACUUAUCUAUCAGGAAGUUUAAGAUGUGGAUUAAGAAAUUUAUAUAACUCAGUUGUUUUAGGCUUAUAUACCCAAUUUAAUGCUUAUUCACAAGAAACUAUAAGGCAUAAAAUGAGUUGA